Leishmania braziliensis MHOM/BR/75/M2904 is the source of this 2694-nucleotide messenger RNA. RefSeq lists its product as hypothetical. Bases 1 to 2694 code for a protein of 897 amino acids. The transcript has a single exon. The record is from RefSeq and is a predicted model, not a curated record. Lineage: Eukaryota; Euglenozoa; Kinetoplastea; Trypanosomatida; Trypanosomatidae.
AUGGAAAGCGCGUUGCAGAACGUGGAGCGCGGCAUUCGCGAUGCAUUGCAGCGCCUCAGCGACGCGCGUGCUCGCUUGGCGACUCAUCGCGCCGCCCUAGAUGAAGGCAGACUCAUGCUGGCGAGUGCGGUGUCGCCCCUCCUGCAACUGUAUCCUGCUGAACCAGUGUCGUUGAUCCCUUCCUGUUCUUCUCGUGGUGCCAAGGGAACCCUUGUGCAGUUGCUUAGUGGCCACUCGGCCAAAUCAGUCAUUUCAGCUAACAACUCUCCUCGCCACGAUGCUCUACACUGUGUGGACAAUCCUGCCGAGGAUGCCGAAGAGGCUAUUAUCAUUAGUCCUACCACUGCGAGCUCGGCGGCCGCCUCUGUUGCCGCUGCUGCAGGAGGGCGAGUAUCAGCACCGCCACCACUGCCCUCACUACAGCUACCGCCCUUGAUGCCCUCGGUACUUGCUCUUCCUCGGACAUCGAUGUGCGCUGGAUUCUACUCAGCUAUGGCGGCGCGGACGCAACAGCUGGAGGAGCAGCGCUUCAACUACCGCUCUAAGCACGUGAUGCACGCCGCCAAGCUGCAGAUUGCCCAGACGUGGGCUCGAGAGGUGCAACCGUGGUUCGAUACGGUCGUACAGCGCGGCUUCUUUCAGCAGGUGAUUCACCGGCUUGACGCGCUGGAUCGACGGGUGGCGCGGCUGUGUGGGCGGUUGGCGCUGGAUCGACCUCAAUACGUACUAACCCAUCACUGCACAAUUCAGCUAAAAAAGGACGGAGGAGCACCAGAUCCGAUGGUGGGCAAGGAGGGGCACCUUCGCCGCCGUCAACCGUACCCACAGUGGCGCCUUGAUCUCACGGGGGACGAGUUGAGCAGAGGGCAAAGCGAUCUGUUGUGUGGCGCCAACGAACAAGUUCUCUCUGGCAGCGACGGUGGGGGAGAGAGACAAGCGGUGCAGCGCUGUUGUUUCACAGAAGAAGUGACGUGUCUUUCAGGGCCGCCGAGCCAGCAGGGGCGCCCCUGCGGUGCGACUGUUGGGCUUGGCAGCGCUGAAGGAAACCAUCCCUCCAUGUGCUCUCUUUGGCGUCAGUACGUUCAGAUGGCGUCGCAGACACCUGGCCUAGGCGACGAGCAGCGUCAGGCCUGCGAGCAGAGCUACAGCACACUGUUGCCGGCCGAAGUGCUGCCAGAGCCGCUCCUGCGCACCCCUCGCUCGCUCCGACAUGUGUGGCAUGUCAUCAUGGAAGGCUUGACUAGCAAUGGUGUCGACAUAGUCAACGACUCGGUGUCUGCGGAACCCCCUCACGUUCUCUCUGCCUCUGACAGUGUUUUUGUCGGCGACGCGAUGCGGAAGUCGGGGAACCAACUAUGCCAGUCCGACCCCAGCGGUGUGUUUCUGCAAAACCUCAGCGACCUUGUGAGGCGAUGCUCCGCACUUCAUCCGCCACCGUCUGCUGCGCAGUCGACGCUACCACUCUGCAGUCAUGCUGAACAUUGCCAUGAAACAGAAUAUCACGGCGGUCGCAAUGACUCUGCUGGCGAUGGACGUUGUGGCGCGACUGCUCUUACGCAAGCGCCUUUGCCCCAGGACACCGACUCUCCCACUGUGGGCCUCCUCUCCUCCCACGUGUGUGUACUACUCUGCUGCGCGAUGCAGCUCUGCGCUCUGGCUAAGCUGUGCAAUGGGAUCUGUGCCGGCAAGCCUGUGCGCUAUAAGACACCUCUACCUCAGCUUGCUUAUGAUGGUGACGUAGGCGGUUGCUCCGAGGACGACGCCAUCAAGGAUGGUGGCAUCGGCGAUGUGGAAGUAGCACGUCGCGGUCCGCGCAAGUCAAUCACUGUAUUGGCAGGCACCACUGAUGGCUUCUCCAUGUGCCAACGCACAUGUGAAGAGCAGAUUGCAGAAGCUUUGGCGGCGGUCUACCACGCCGUGCCUUGCCUGCUCUCGCAGUUUGGCCUUGUAUUCCAGAAGCGAAAUAGCAGUCAUGAGGACGACAGCGAUGGAUGGCAGGGCCGACGCAGCGAAGUGAAGGCUGCUGAGGUAGACGAGUCCACGGGGCCUCAACUUUGUGUGGCGUCAGCAGGGGAAGGUCGCAUUUGCUUGAUGAGCAACUCCGCGGACGCCGGCGCUGCAGCGGACGGCGCCACCGACGCCGUGCUUUGGCCAACUGUAGGUGAUGCACUCCGUGACCGUGACACUUUUGUUCAGUGGUGGUUGUCACUCGCUUCGUUGUCAUUCAACACCGAGUUGCCACAAUCAGGCACUCCACUCGUAGACCUGUCUCUUGUCUACGCUCGUGCAUUGCGUGUCGGGUGCUUGUACCACUCUCUCCUGGACUCCGUCGAGGAUGCGUGUGGCGAGAGGCUGCCACUACCUGCUGCUGAGGCAGUUCCCGCGGUGCCGUCACCAGGGACACCGACGCUUCUAACCGUCGCGCGAGCGGAUUCAUCUACCUUGGCUAUACGUGGCACUCACGCUGCCCACCUUAACACUAUUGCAGCCCAUCGUGCCGCAGCUAAUGUUUCCGCUUCGGUGCCUCCGCUCGCAGCGUCGGCGCGGCUGAGCUCGUUGCGUCAGAUAGAGCUACAGACGCGUCAGGAAUGGCAGUCAAUCGAGACGCGUCUUUCCGUUGCCCGUUCUAUGGCAGCUGCGACCCUCAGGCAGGCUGCACACAACGACAACGAGGCGGGUGACCUAGCCUGCUGA